AUGGCAACUUCAGCGACCACUGAUUCAAUUUCCUACGAAAUCAAACAGUAUAUUAAACCGGAGAGUCUCAAACGAGAAUUUGAUGUUAAUAUUUCACGAACUAAAACCACAAUUCAUGUACUACAAUGGAAUGUUCUUGCUCAAGCUCUCUCAUAUACCAAAGGUAAUUUUGUACGUGUUACUGAUGACAUAGUCGAUUUUGAUACACGUAAAUGGCGUAUUCUUGAACAAAUUAUUAUUCGUCGACCAGAUCUAUGUGCAUUGCAAGAAGUAGACAUGUUUACUUGUUUUUUAGAAAAUGAAUUACCAAAAUAUGGUUAUACAUGUGUUUUUGUGCCCAAGACCAAUUCGAAGUGUUAUUUAUUUCAAAAUGAUAGCAAAAAUUUCAAAGGUCCCGAUGGUACACUUCUGUGUUAUAAAACUGAUGUAUUUAAGAGAAUAAGUCAACAUGGAGAAGACUUGCCAGAUGAUGGUCGACGAGAAAAACAGAUUUUUGCUGCUCUCGAUCUAGAACAUAAACCUACAUCGAAUAAGAUCGUUUUUAUUGGAACUCAUUUUAAAUCUAAAAAAGAAUUUAAAACAUCACGAACAUAUCAGGCUCAAGCAAUUGUUGAAUAUAUACGAAAGAAUUAUUCAACACGACAACAUGUGAUUGUAGCUGGUGAUUUUAAUGGAGAGACUGAUGAACCUUUCUAUUCUGAAUUUUUAAAUUUUGGUUUACGAAGUGCUUAUAGAACAAAAAUGAAUGAUAAAGAACCAUCAUUUACUACUUGGAAAUUUAAAGGACGUGAUGGAACCGAACGUGAACAAUGUAAAGCAAUCGAUUAUAUUUUUUAUAAUCCAAAAGGAUUUACACCUAAGGCUAUUUUACAAUUUCCAAACAAAUCUGAUAUUGGACCAAAUGCACUACCGUCAAUCCAUUAUCCAUCAGAUCAUCUAGCACUUGAAGUUGUCUUUGACAUUGAACAAUGA
Messenger RNA from Rotaria sordida, 972 nucleotides. The record is from the annotation of a GenBank genome assembly. NCBI's taxonomy places the organism in Eukaryota, Metazoa, Rotifera, Eurotatoria, Philodinida, Philodinidae.